This is a messenger RNA of Arachis stenosperma, 2763 nucleotides long. Its product is annotated as serine/threonine-protein kinase ATM-like. NCBI's taxonomy places the organism in Eukaryota, Viridiplantae, Streptophyta, Magnoliopsida, Fabales, Fabaceae. The transcript is spliced from 3 exons. The record is from RefSeq and is a predicted model, not a curated record. The coding region runs from base 261 to 2561 and encodes 766 amino acids.
AAUAAUUUAGUAAUUUACCAAAAAAUCCAGACAAAACAAAACAAAAAGAAAACUGCGCUCACACAGAAGCAGAACUCACCCUAACUCCAGAGAAAGAGAAGACCACUCACUCCCAGGUCGCAGCGAUUUCCCUCUCCUUUCGAUCGGACCCAGCAUUUCGCCUCCCCGCACUCUCUUCCUCCUGAAACCAUUCCCUCCCUCUCCGAUACUCUCCCGACGCAGUUCCACUAUGUUUUCUGAAUGACGUACUAAAGGCAGGAAUGGAAGUGGAUCAGGCAGCAGAAAGAGUGAACACUAAUUCUGGUGAUGAGAAAAAACUCACUGAAAACACUAGCAUGAAUGGAAAAGCUUCGGAGAAGAUCGAAAGCUGCUCUGAUUCCCGAGAUCGGAAGAAGAGUAAGUAUUUAUCUUAUCCAUACACAGACAUGGCACUGAAAAAAGGAUGUUUGCCGGAAGAACCAGAAGAUUUGAGGACUCCGCGUCCUACUCGCAAAGCUAAGAAUAAAAACAUAGCUACUAAGCUCGCUAAGGGAUCUUCUUCGUAUGCUAACUUGGUUAGCAAGAGGUUCCGAAAGAUCUGGUACAGAAAAUUUGUCAGCCCUAGUGCUAUACUCAGUAGUUCAGAAUUCAUAAAUGCAUCUUCAAAGGAGUUACUUUCGGGACUUUAUUCUAAGGCUGUUGAUUGUAUGUUUCCCAUGAAGGAUAAACGCUUUGAUUUAUUUGAGUCAUUCUUCUACAGAUAUAGAAUAUCAGAAUUUCAUGACGAGGCUGAACUUGCUAGUUCUUUGGUUAAUGUAAAUGGAGGAAAUACUGAGAAAACUGUGGGCAGUGAUGUACACAAUAAAAAAAAUGAGAAGAGAAAAAGAAAGUAUGAUAAAUUGGAGAAUAAAUUAAGGCCUAAGAUGAAAUCUCUUUCUGGGCUGUCGGAUGUGAAUAUAAGCUGUUCUUCUACAGUCGACACUAAGAAGCCUGUGAGAAAACUGAAACAAAGAAAGGUGGAAGAAGUAUCAUUAAUUCAGCUGGAAAAUUUGGAGAAGUCUUCAAAUGAGAGCAUUGGCGGAUACAUCUCAGUUCCUGAAGCUCCCCAAAGUCUAACUUGCCUUGCAUCUGAAAAUGCUGGGACAGAAAUGAAAAAUAAGGACGAAGCUGCACAAGGGCAUCAAAGUGCUCAAGCUGCUUCAGUUAAUACGCAAAGCACCAAAUGCAGUUCACUAAUAAUAGAUCUGCAACUAGAAUCUCCAUCCAUACCCAGUGGUAUUUGUCAGAAUAAUGGUGAAAAUAAAGAAGCCCUGGUUUUAAUGCGUCUAAAUCCAGAUUUAAAUGUAGCUCGAGAAGGAUUUGAUGGAAAUAAUACUUAUAAUGGCAUGUGCAAAAGUCCUGCUAAACUGGUUGUCGGUAAUGUCAUGGUUAAUGAAACGGGGUCUAAAUGCAGAAUGGAUAAAGUAUCAGAAAGAAAUCCAAUGAACGAACAUGUUACACCAGAGGUGGGUACUGUCAUGGUUAAUGAAACAGGAAUCAAAGAUAGAACAGAGAAAGUAGCAGAAGGGUGCCCUAGUACUAAACUUGCUGCAGAGAUACCUGAUUUGAAUGGUACUGUCUCUGAAUCCAAUUCAAUCUUAACAGAAUUUGACAAUGUCAGCAUACCUUCAUCUGAAUGGAAAUCAGAGCGGUCAAGAAUUUUAUCUACAUGUACGAGAACUAAAACUAGUUCUGGUAGAACAGAGGACAAUGGCGAAGCAGGUGGAAACUGUCUUCUUCUACGAUUUGCACCAGGGGAUUAUGUUCCAUCAAAAGAAGAUUUAAUGGCAGCGUUUUUCCGGUUUGGGCCCCUGAAGGCAUCUGACACGAAGUUGUUUAAGGACACUGCUAGUGCCCAAAUUGUUUUUGUCAAAAAUGCAGAUGCCGGAGAAGCUUUCCAUAGUUUACAGCAGAACAACCCAUUUGGUGCAGCUCUUGUAGACUGCAAGCUCCACCACCUUGCUGCAGCCUCUCCACCACCGACUCAAUUGAUAACCUCCGCUUGGCCACUUGGGUCUGUGGUGCAACCAAUGACCUCUCCUCUGCCGACUAGCUCCAAGGCACAAAAGAUGACCCCUACUCGGCCUAAUGGGUGCACAGGGCAAUUGAUGACCCCGACAAAAUUGAUGACCUCUACACAGCCAUUUGGGUCCCCAGUGCAAUUUAUGAACUCUCCUCGACCAAAUGGAUGCAUAGCGCAAUUGAUGACCACUACUCAGCCGACUGGGUCAACGAUGCAAAUGAUGAACCCUAUCCGGCCAACUGGGGCAACGAUGCAAUUGAUGACCCCUACUCGGCCAACUGGGUCGACAAUGCAAAUGAGGACCCCUAAGUGGCCUAUCGGGUCCACACCAACGCCUGGUGAGGCACAUCCUCCACUUAACAUUAUUAGGCAGAACUUGCAGAUGAUGACAUCAAUGCUGGAGAAUUCAGGGAAUAAUCUUCCUCCCCAGAUGAGAGCCAAACUGGAUAGUGAAUUAAAGAAUCUUCUGAGAAAGGUGAAUUCCAAGGCUGGUUCGUCUCCGCCGAAAUCUGAACAUUAGUAUUUAACAUUUCUGGUUAAAAGAGUUUAAUAGAAUAGGUUUAACUAGGUUUCUGUUUUGGUCCUGUUUCAGCUGUUGCACUGUUGCCAUUCAUUGACUUGUGCAAUUCUUUUUGGGAGAGUGCCUGAAAAUAUUUAAAGAUUAUCGCGGUUUAUCUAACAAUUUAAAUUAUUGCUGUACCCUACAUAACAUCUAAUUUUUU